AUGCAGGCUCGCGCAACGCUCUUGUCAGGGCUGUAAUGCGUCCCGAUCUUGCAGGCUGCACAGGCCCGGGCUCUGCUUGUGGCGCUCACGCUACAUACGAUGAAGUGGUCGGAACCGCAGACCCUGCUGGCCCCACCUGCUGACCCCAACUAUCCCAGUAUUCAUGGUCGGACGGAUUCGCUUGCUGGGCAGGGGCACCAAGCGCCAUUCGCGAGGAGAGGGAAUGUGACUACUGGCUUCUUUGGCCAUGUGCAUCGAACACGCAAAUCAGACCUGCAACGCGGUGCUGGAUUUGGUUGGCUGCGCUGCAGCAUUGCCUUGGAUGCGAUCCGGACCUGGAACAAAGACGCCAAGUAUGCACUCGACGAGGCCGAGUUGAAGUGCUGGCAGUGUAGCAACAUAACCCAAAGGUAUCUCGCAUGUGCAGCGAGAUCCACAUCGACUUUCUGCUUGAUGAUAAGGCGGCACAACCCGAAAAUCCUGAAGACGUCCAAGUACUUCCUGGUGGUACUAAGCAUCACUAUAUCAAGCUUGAUCAAUGAAACCAGAUGGCGCGUUGCCCCGGGUCCGAGAAGCCAACACAGUUCUUUCCACAAUGUUCAUACACUUACAAAGAGCAGAGGGGUAUAGGUUGCGGUUGGAGAGAAAUGCCUCGUAGUCGGCCCUUAUCACGCGUUCAGAGCUUCGUUGUGGAUGGCGGAGGUCAGAGCUGCAGCGCAGAAUUGGCAUGGCGUAGGAGUAACAGUAUCCUGGAACCGACCUGUACAGUGAGCGGCGCGAGUUAGGAUGGCGCCUGCGGAUGGAGACAGAAAAGUUUUGUGCGUUGUGACAGGAAAAGGAGAGGGGAGUGUAAGGUGAAGCACGCGCUUCACUGUCCGCGCGCGGAUGCGUACGCCUAGCAACACCGUGG
This is a messenger RNA of Macroventuria anomochaeta, 910 nucleotides long. RefSeq lists its product as uncharacterized. The record is from RefSeq and is a predicted model, not a curated record. The transcript has a single exon. NCBI's taxonomy places the organism in Eukaryota, Fungi, Ascomycota, Dothideomycetes, Pleosporales, Didymellaceae. Bases 100 to 630 code for a protein of 176 amino acids.